GACAGGAUCACCAUCUAAGCCAAUGAGCACGCCCAUCUUCGUGGCCGAGGAAGUGCUGUGCACCUAUCCCAUAAGCACUCUCUAUGACUCGUGCCCGCGAUACCUCUUCUAUGCGCUCCUGCUGGCCACCUGCGUGACACGGUGGACGGGGUGGCUGUCCGACGUCUUCCUCGGGGCUGCUGCAACCUACGCCGGCACUGCCGCUCUUGAAGCGUUCAUUCUGGUGGGCAGCCCGGCGCAAAAAGCCCCUUCAUCCCCAGUCACCCUCCCCGAGAUCUCCCCCAACAACAGCACCACCCUCAGCGCUCUCCGCAGCUCCUUCCCAGCCCUCAUCACCAACACCAGCGAGCUCUACGUGACCCCCGCGACCAUCGACCUCGACGCCGACGCCGUGCUGGCCAUCGUUGUAACCGCCUACCUGAUCUUCUUGCCCCUGCAAACCUGGUCGCGCGCCUUCACGCACUCGCGCGCCCGCUACAUCCUCUUCUCGCUGUGGCACAUCCUCAUGCUCGCCGGCACCAUCAGCGCGCUCAUCUACUGGCCGCGCGUGCGCAACACCCCGACGCAGUACGCCUUCUGCGCCCCGGACUUUUUCCCACCCGAGGACACCGUCUCCAGCGACGGGUGGCCGAGCUGGCAGCGCACCACCCCGUCGUGGAACGCCAGCGUGUGGACCCUGUUCACGAAUGCCACGCUCUUCAACUCCCUGCCCACCGUCUGCUACUACCCCUGCUUCAACACCACGCAGCCCCUGCGCCAGCAGACCGACCUCGAGGCCACCGUGGCCGACAACGCCGCAUACCACCGCGCCCGCCACGCCUUCUGGUCGCGUGUGCUGUACUCGACACGCUACAUCUACAGCCUCAUCGCGCUGACCCUGGUUGUGAACGUGAUUCUGUUGUUGUUCAAACUCCUACCUUACCGCUCGCGUAUCCCCUCCUCCCGUCUGUGGAUUAUCUGGCGUGAGCGCCGCGAGAUUCUGAGGGGGUUUCGAGUGGAUUGGUACGCGGCGGUGUACGCUGCUGCGCCGCAUCGCAGUAGUAAUCGCAGCAGCAGCAGCAGCAGCAGCAGCAACACAUCUCCCCACCGAGCCACCACCACCACUACCAUCACAGACAAUCCCACGGAUAGAAACACAAGCAUCGUCGAAAAAACCCGCACCACGCUCUCCACCGCAGGCGAGAACCCCCGCUCGAUCACCUGGCUCAUCCACCUGCACUCCCUCGGCUCCCUGAUGCGGCUGCUGCUGGACGUGUGCAUCCUCUUCGCCGUCGUGUUCAGUAUCAUCAUCAGUCCGCUGACGGUGCUGGCCUUCGUCGCGUGGAUCGAGUACUACAUUUACGAGGACGGGCCCGCUCAGGAGACGCCGAAGCAGGUUGGGCAGUGGGCGCCGCUGGCCUCGAUCGGGUUUCUGGUGGUGUCGGCGGCGAUACUGAAGUUGAAGGAGGUGGUGGCGCCGCGGAGGGAGAUUGAGUGGGAGAUUGGGGAGGUGAGGAGGAGGUUGAAGCGGUUGGAGGAGAUGAUUGUAUGAUUGAAUUGUUUCAUGGAGUGGGGUAACUGUACAUAGGGUCGUGUUGAGUAGCGGUAGUGGCUCAUGCGGUGCAAAAUAAAGAGGAAUUAUGGUGGUUGUUGUUGUUGUUGUUGCUGUUGCGGCGAUGAUUGUA
Molecule: messenger RNA, 1664 nt
Organism: Aspergillus saccharolyticus JOP 1030-1
Lineage: Eukaryota; Fungi; Ascomycota; Eurotiomycetes; Eurotiales; Aspergillaceae
Exons: 1
Coding region: 23-1531 (502 amino acids)
Source: RefSeq, a predicted model, not a curated record